AUGAACAGUGGCGGCGGCCUCCCGCCCCCCUCGGCCGCCGCCGCCUCCCCGUCCCCGUCCGCGUCGCCGUCGUCGUCGUCCUCGCUGGCGGCGGCCGUGGCGGUCGCGGUCGCGGCCUCGUCGGGCGGGGGCGUCCCCGGCGGGCCGGCGGCGGGCGUGAAGCUCAAGUACUGCCGCUACUACGCCAAGGACAAGACGUGCUUCUACGGGGAGGAGUGUCAGUUCCUGCACGAGGACCCGGCCUCCGGCGCGCCCGGCCCGGGGCUCGGCCUCCAUAGCAACAGCGUCCCGCUGGCGCUGGCGGCCGCGGCCGGGGCCGGCUUUCCGCCCGGGGCUCCCGGCGGGGGAGCAGGGCCGCCCGCGGGGCCCAAGAAGCCGGAGCUGGGCGUCCCGGCGGCGGCAGCUGCGGCAGCGAGCGGCGGACUUGAUGGACCGCGGCUGGCGAUUCCCGGAAUGGACGGAGGUGCUUUAACUGACACAAGUCUCACAGAUUCCUAUUUCAGCACCAGCUUUAUUGGAGUCAAUGGAUUUGGAAGCCCUGUAGAAACAAAGUAUCCCUUGAUGCAGAGAAUGACUAGUAGUAGCAGCUCCCCAAGUCUUCUAAAUGACAGUGCCAAGCCAUAUGCAGGCCAUGAUCCUCUGACUUCACCUGCUUCAUCCUUGUUUAAUGACUUCGGUGCCCUCAGCAUCUCCCAGAGAAGGAAGACACCAAAUCCUACUGCAAGCGAGUUUAUACCUAAAGGAGGAUCAACCUCCAGGCUGAGUAACGUGUCCCAGUCAAAUAUGUCUGCCUUCUCUCAAGUUUUCUCUCACCCAUCCAUGGGAAGCCCUGCUGCUGCUGGAUUAGCACCAGGAAUGUCACUGUCUGCUGGAUCCUCCCCUCUCCAUUCCCCCAAAAUUACUCCACACACUUCUCCUGCUCCUAGAAGAAGAAGUCACACUCCAAACCCAGCAAGUUUCAUGGUGCCGCCUAGUGCCUCCACUCCUGCCAAUAACCCCGUUCCUCAGACUCCAUCCUCUGGUCAGGUGAUCCAGAAGGAGACUGUCGGGGGGACGACUUACUUCUAUACAGAUACAACUCCAGCACCUUUGACUGGAAUGGUUUUUCCAAACUAUCAUAUUUAUCCUCCAACUGCACCUCAUGUUGCUUAUAUGCAACCAAAAGCAAAUGCACCUUCCUUCUUCAUGGCCGACGAGCUCCGACAGGAGCUGAUCAACAGACAUUUAAUAACAAUGGCUCAAAUUGAUCAAGCAGAUAUGCCAGCAGUCCCCACUGAAGUUGACAGCUACCAUAGCCUCUUCCCUCUGGAGCCACUGCCUCCCCCCAACCGGAUACAGAAAUCAAGUAAUUUUGGGUAUAUCACAUCUUGCUACAAAGCUGUGAACAGCAAAGAUGAUCUGCCAUAUUGCCUUCGGAGGAUACACGGUUUUCGUCUGGUUAACACAAAGUGCAUGGUGUUGGUUGAUAUGUGGAAGAAAAUUCAACACUCAAAUAUUGUAACUCUGCGAGAAGUGUUUACCACUAAAGCAUUUGCCGAGCCCUCGCUUGUGUUCGCGUAUGAUUUCCAUGCUGGAGGAGAAACUAUGAUGAGCAGACACUUUAAUGACCCGAAUGCCGAUGCCUACUUCACAAAGAGAAAGUGGGGCCAGCAUGAUGGACCACUGCCCAGGCAGCAUGCUGGACUGUUGCCCGAGUCUCUCAUUUGGGCGUAUGUUGUCCAGCUGAGUUCUGCUCUGCGCACUAUCCAUACAGCAGGUUUGGCGUGCCGAGUAAUGGAUCCAACAAAGAUUCUGAUAACUGGCAAAACAAGAUUGCGAGUAAAUUGUGUAGGAGUUUUUGACGUUUUAACAUUUGAUAACAGUCAAAACAAUAAUCCUUUGGCAUUAAUGGCUCAAUACCAGCAAGCAGAUCUGAUAUCAUUAGGAAAAGUCGUGUUGGCUUUGGCUUGCAACUCUUUGGCAGGAAUUCAGCGAGAGAAUUUACAGAAAGCCAUGGAACUGGUGACAAUCAACUACUCCUCUGACCUGAAGAACCUCAUCUUGUAAGUAUUAACAUUACAUGAAGCAGAUGCUUCACUACUCGACGACUUGGUUUUCACCCGCGUCUACUUGCGUCGAGCACGUUGCAAAACACAGGGGGCACCCUCCCGACCGCCCGCCUUGCAGUCCACUUGGGCACACGUCGCAUCGCGACUGCCUCCGGCGACCACACAUAUAUAUGCUCGCGCACUGAGUGCGAGGAUGCGUAACAGUGAGGACAAGAGCUUCUUCCGCUGCUGCCCCGAGCGCCUCGUGUUGCUCCCUUCUAUCUCGACACCACGUGGCGCUAACACGCGCUGCACCGGAAGACUCUCGCGCUUCGCGUCGCGCAGACUUAUGCCUCUUCGGAUCAACUGGUUGGCGCACGAGCAUUUUAGAGUACACUCGCUGAGGGACAGUUUAUCGAGCACAUGUGAGUUGUGCUGGUCCUGCUUCGACGGCGUCACUUCGCACGUUCUAACCUUCCCCCAAACUUACCACACCCAUUCUUCUUCCGGGCCUCGCUUCCACAGUUGCCGAGUGUCGGACUUCUCUACCUUCGCGGGUUAUUCCUCUUUCUGCCAUCUUACAAGCUACGGUCCUCGCACAAUCACCGACCUAUCCCGCAAGUCAUCGAGCAUCAUCUUCCGCUGGAUGCUCUUCGCUCGGGGCGGGCCAGCUGCUCAUAUCUACGACUGUUGCUGUCGCAUCGUAGUAGGCGCUAACAGUCGGCAUGUUCUCCUCGUCUCCAGGAGGAACCGCAUGAGUAGCAUCGGGCUGUGGCCGUCAUCGUCUAACAGUUCGACCAGAACUCCUCGGAUGCUACGGCGUAGCUGCGCUCGCUCCUUCAACCCGACGAGCUGCUCCGCCCAGGCCUUGGAUCCGAUCCGAUCGGAUUGGGGCGACUCAUGCUGUCGUCGACUCCGCACUGCACUGACGGCGGCCUCCAGACGGCACCCCGCGCUUAGACGUCCCAGCUCUUGCGAACUCUCGGACGUUGCAACGUCCGGCGCAGAUGACUUGCGCUCCACAGCACGCACACGCGCUGUCUUCACUACAUAUUUUUUUAUACCUUACCUCUUACAGCUAGAUGCUGGUGUGCCAGAGAAAAUAAGCCUGAUAUCCAGGGAUGAGAAGAGCGUGCUGGUGGUGACGUACAGUGACCUAAAACGCUGCUUUGAAAAUACCUUUCAGGAACUGAUUGCGGCUGCAAAUGGUAACGAUCGGAACAGUAGCUGAAGGAGCAGGCCCUGCUCUUCUCCAGGUUCGUUCGGAGCCUUCUUCAAAGAGCCUGCCAGUCAGAUAGAUACACUUACAUUGAUGCAAUUUUUAAUAGCAAAAAUGAAAUUGUGUUGAAGGCCUGAAGUUGAGGAGUUGUAUUACUCUAAGGUCUUUGCAGUUUGCUUUUUUUGUCUUUGAACUACAGCUUUAUAAUGGUACUUUACACUGGAUACAGACUUAGAGACACUGUGGAGGAGGUGGGCGGAGGAGCGCAGCAGUGGUCGAUGCUUGGCAGUCAGACUCUGGAGGGACACUUGUCCGCUGUGCCUUUGCGCUCUCUGCUUAACCCAAAGUGACUGCAGGACCGUCCUGAGAGCCCUCUCAAAGUUCGCAGUGUGCCUGCCUCCUUGGAACGCUUAUUAUUUGGACAUACCGUUGUCGCCAAACUCCUCAAGUAUUUGUGAGAUUUCUGGUCACUUUGAUACCGAAGACUGCCAAAUACAUAGGGAUUUUCUCCUAAGGCUGCCAUGAAGACUUCAUUUCCUUCUCAGAGCUGAGUGUUCAGUUUGUGCUGGGUGUGCGCCUCGAGACUAGGAAGAGAAUGGAGAGACUCAGAAGGUCAAGACAGACUCCCAAGCACCUGCAGCUGACGUUACUGUCUUCAUUUUUAACAAGCAUACGUAUUUGUAUAUUUCAGAGAAGUUUUUAACAUUUCUCUGUCCACUUUUUAUAAGCUUUAAAAUGAUUUUUCUCUGCCUUGAGAUUUGCAUCAAGAAAAAGCACCUCUCUUCACCGAAAAGCUUUGACUAGAGACACAGGUCACAUGUCUAACAAGCACGUCUGCAUCCACGAGUGGUCGCAUCAGUUGUCAAUGGAAAAUCAAUGGCUGCAUUUGAUCUGGAUGGAUUUAAAAGAACAUAAUGUUCACUAUUCGAAGGAUAAUGAACAUUUGCCACCAUGAUGGUCCUUUUGUUUAAAAGGGCCUUUUAUUUAAGAGGAACAAGAACUUUUGAUGUAACACGCAAAAGUCUUUAUCAUUAGCUCAUGUAUUUGAGGAAGAGCAGCUGUCUUUUUAUAUGUUUUUUGACAAAUCAUAUUGUAAUUCUUUUGUACAAAAAAGAACUACUUGUAUUCUAGAAGAAAUAUGAAAUGCUUAAUUUAUAAGCGGGCUGGAGAUUUUUUCCAAUAUUGUUUUCUUUGAAAAUGAAAGGGGAUCAUCUAUUUUAGUUUUGGGGGCCUGGGAACUUUUUGAAAAUUUUCAUUUGUGGACCAAUGUUAUGUGAAUGCUAAAGAAGGGCAGGGGUAAAUUAGGGCUUGAACCUCUUGAUCCGCAUAGACCAGCAAACUUCCCCUCUGCAAGGCAGGUUCACAUCACAAACCCAAUGUCUGCAUCGGAAACGCCAGUGUGCUUCAGCCCCUAGGAACCUCAGGGCUUGGUGUGGGUAGUUAAGGGAGUCAGCUGAACGUUUUCAUGAGUAAAUAUUGUCAGCCAGAAAACAGUUGGUGUCAGGUAAUGCAUAUUUUUUUAGCUUUAUUUUAUAUUUAUUUUUCAUUUCAUUUUUAUUGGGAAUGGUUUCAAAAGAACUCUGAGUUCUGCUUUGGUGUUUUUUGGGCGGAGGGUUUUUGUUUUUUUUUUUUUUUUUUUUUUUUUUAAGGGAGCCCUCUUUUCCACAAUGUAAACCCAUUUAGGAGGUUGUCUGAAAGUUAAUAUUUAGUCCAUAGGAAGCCUUUACUAUCUGAGAGUGUCGAAUUAAGGAUGUGAACUCCCCGUAACUUCCUGUUAGGACAGACAGAGCACGGAAAGGACAACCUGGAAAUCAUGUAGUGUCUCUCAUUUCAGCUGUCUGUGCCUCUUCUAAACCUGUUGGUAUUUACUUCUCUGCAGAUGCCUUUGAGGGUGCCCUUGAACUUUGCUUUGACCUUGGUUCUGUCAUUUGAAUAUCAACAUUGUCCCUAAAAAGCACCAGUAUGUUAAGUUCUAACGUCACAGUCCCAGUCUCUGUUGCUCAUCUUUAACCCUGUUCUCAGUCUCUAUGUGUAUAGCAGUAUUUUUUAAUAAAGAAUUGCAGAGAUAAA
Messenger RNA from Peromyscus leucopus (white-footed mouse), 5316 nucleotides. RefSeq names its product poly(A) specific ribonuclease subunit PAN3 (gene Pan3). Gene Ontology annotation, cellular component: P-body; PAN complex. The record is from RefSeq and is a predicted model, not a curated record. Gene Ontology annotation, molecular function: metal ion binding; ATP binding; protein kinase activity. NCBI's taxonomy places the organism in Eukaryota, Metazoa, Chordata, Mammalia, Rodentia, Cricetidae. Gene Ontology annotation, biological process: nuclear-transcribed mRNA poly(A) tail shortening; mRNA processing; protein phosphorylation.